Molecule: messenger RNA, 6946 nt
Organism: Psammomys obesus (fat sand rat)
Lineage: Eukaryota; Metazoa; Chordata; Mammalia; Rodentia; Muridae
Gene: Glis3
Product: GLIS family zinc finger 3
Exons: 11
Coding region: 163-2967 (934 amino acids)
Biological process (GO): regulation of transcription by RNA polymerase II
Cellular component (GO): nucleus
Molecular function (GO): DNA-binding transcription factor activity, RNA polymerase II-specific; RNA polymerase II cis-regulatory region sequence-specific DNA binding
Source: RefSeq, a predicted model, not a curated record
CACGCAAGGGCUGGCCGGGAGAAGGGACCCGCGCGCCCAGCUUUGUUGUGGAAAUCCGGUUACCUGACUUCCCACCUAUCCCAUGGAUAAGUUACCUGACUUGCCUUGAAGGACUCGACAGUGCCAUUGGAACUAGAUGAGCGUGGCCUCCGGGCUUUCAGAAUGAGUGGACGGUCAUGUGGCAUGAAUCUCCACCACACAGCAAGAACCCCACAGGGGCCGGGGCUACUCACCGGUCAGCCUAUUCCUCCCAUCAGAGCCCACUCGGCCACUCCCGGCCCCUCCUCCUGUGCCAGCACACCGAGUCCCUCUAUUGGAAAUCUCGCUAACAGCCUUCAGGUCAAGAUGUCCUCUGGAGCAGGGAUGGCUCCUCAGAGCAACAUGGCCGCAAGCCCCAUCCACCUGCCUGCCCUGAGCCCCAGGAGACAGUUACUCGCCAAUGGGAAGCCUCAGUUUCAGGUCCCUCAGGCCGGUGGCAUAGCAGCAUCACUUACUGUAAAGCCCAAGCAACAAGAAUUUGGAGACCCCUUUUCUCCAAAUCCCGAGAAAGGGGCUCUUGGCUUUGGGCCUCAGUGCAAGUCCAUUGGAAAAGGCAGCUGCAACAAUCUAGUGGUCACCAGCAGUCCCAUGAUGGUUCAGCGACUGGGACCCAUUUCACCUCCAGCAAGCCAGGUCUCCACAGCAUGCAAGCAGAUCAGUCCUAGCUUACCGAGGGCAGUGAACGCAGCCAACCUGAAUAGACCUCCUUCAGAUACCAGGUCCGUUAUUUUGCAAGAGUCUCUGGUCUCGACGACGCUGAGUCUGACAGAGAGCCAAUCAGCGCUAAGCGUGAAGCAGGAGUGGUCUCAGAGCUACAGGGCUUUCCCUUCACUUGCACCCAGCCACAGCUCUCAGAAUGGCAUGGACCUAGGGGACCUCCUUAGCUUGCCUCCGGGCACACCAGUGCCUGGCAACAGCGUCUCGAACUCGUUGCCGCCCUACCUUUUUGGCAUGGAAAACAGCCACUCUCCUUAUCCUAGCCCUCGGCACUCAGCAACCAGGUCCCACUCCACCCGCUCCAAGAAGCGAGCGCUGUCCUUGUCCCCACUGUCUGAUGGCAUCGGGAUUGACUUCAAUACUAUCAUCCGCACUUCGCCCACAUCCUUGGUUGCCUACAUCAAUGGGUCAAGAGCCUCCCCAGCCAGUAUGUCGCCACAGUCAGAGGUCUAUGGGCAUUUCCUGGGUGUUCGCGGCAGCUGCAUCCCCCAGUCGUGUGUAGCGCCCAGCGGGCAGAAGGGUGCGCUGGUGGCCAGCGGAGGACAUACGCUGCCGGGCUAUGGCGAAGACGGUACACUGGAGUACGAACGCAUGCAGCAGCUGGAACAUGGUGGCCUGCAGCCUGGACCCGUAAACAACAUGGUGUUGCAGCCUGGUCUACCGGGGCCGGAGGGCCAGACAGCCAACGUGCUCAAAACGGAGCGUCUGGAGGAGUUCCCGGGCAGUGCCUUGGACCUACCCUCCGCGCCGCCUCUCCCUCCUCUUCCCCCGCCUCAGGGCCCUCCACCCCCAUACCAUGCCCACCCGCACCUUCAUCACCCAGAGCUCCUGCCUCACACCCAAUCGCUGGCCCUGGCCCAGGCUGGCCUGGAUGAGGACGGGGAGAUGGAGGACUCCGGGGGAAAGCACUGCUGUCGUUGGAUAGACUGCAGUGCCCUGUACGACCAGCAGGAGGAGCUGGUGAGGCACAUCGAGAAGGUCCACAUCGACCAACGCAAGGGGGAAGACUUCACCUGCUUCUGGACCGGCUGCCCUAGAAGGUACAAGCCCUUCAACGCCCGCUAUAAACUGCUGAUCCACAUGAGGGUCCACUCCGGGGAGAAGCCCAACAAGUGUACGUUUGAAGGCUGCAAGAAGGCUUUUUCAAGGCUGGAGAACCUCAAGAUUCACUUGAGGAGCCACACGGGGGAGAAGCCAUACCUGUGCCAGCACCCAGGCUGCCAGAAGGCUUUCAGCAACUCCAGCGACCGUGCCAAGCACCAGAGGACGCAUCUUGACACUAAACCUUAUGCUUGUCAAAUUCCAGGAUGUACAAAACGGUACACCGAUCCAAGCUCCCUAAGAAAGCACGUGAAGGCACAUUCUUCCAAAGAGCAACAAGCAAGGAAAAAGCUACGGUCUAGCACUGAGCUCCAUCCGGAUCUCCUCACAGACUGCCUGGCAGUGCAGCCCCUGCAGCCAGCCACUUCCCCCAGAGAUGCUGCCGCCACCGAUGGCACUGUGGGACACUCCCCGGGGCCAGGGCCUGGACCUGAGCUCUAUCCAGCUCCCAUUUUCGCCAGCAAUCAUUCAACCCGAAGUGGAGCAGCUGCUGGGGCCGUGCCACCCCCACAUCCUGUCAGUCACCCUUCUCCGGGACAUAAUGUACAGGGGAGCCCGCACAACCCCUCCUCCCAGUUACCUCCCCUCACAGCUGUGGAUGCAGGCACUGAGAGGUUUGCACCUCCGACUCCGUCUCCUCACCACAUCAGCCCGGGAAGGGUUCCAGCCCCUCCAUCACUGCUACAGAGAGCACAGCCUCCCCACACCCAGCAGCCACCAGGCUCACUCCUCAAGUCCUACCAGCCAGAAACAGACUCUCCUUUUCAGUCAAAUGGUAUCCACGUCCAUGGAUUUUAUGGCCAGCUGCAGACAUUCUGCCCUCCGCAUUAUCCUGACUCCCAGAGAACUGUGCCACCCAGCAGCUCCUGCAGUAUGGUGCCUUCCUUUGAGGACUGCCUGGUCCCCACAUCGAUGGGUCAGGCAGGGUUUGAUGUUUUUCAUAGAGCCUUCUCAACACACUCGGGCAUUACAGUGUAUGACUUGCCUUCAGCUUCAUCAAGCCUCUUUGGGGAAUCUCUUCGCAGCGGCCCUGAAGAUCCCACGUUCUUGCAGCUCAGCGCUGUGGAUCGCUGUCCUAGCCAGCUCUCCUCUGUGUACACCGAAGGCUGAAAGGUCCCUGGGCCCCUCCAGCACAGCCAGGACCUUUAAGUCACUCAUCACCUCUAAUUUUCAAAACUCUCACAAGCUGUGUGGAGAAUGUCAACCAAAUCCAUGGAGCCAGUAGGGUCACUAGGUCUGUGGAAGGCAGGACUGGAUGGUCAGGUCUGGCUUUCGGGAAUGCUUGCACCUUUUCUGUUUUCCCUCAGUUUGCUGGGUCAGGUGACCAACACAAAUUUCUGUUGAAAGGGAAUUUAGAGUUACUUCCUGGCUUUCAGGUCUCAACAGACACCAAUGAACGUGCAUGUGAACUGGAUGAUCCUUGCUGAAGAGUCAAAGAGAGGAAGACAGCCUCGUUACCAGAGGCAUAAUGUGCUGCCUCACCCAUGUUUUCUCUCAUGACUGAAUGAUGCACAGCCGUGAACGGUGAGGGCAGCCUUAUGCCGAAGCAUGGUGUGGCUUGGACUCUCUCAAACUGGCUUUCCCAUUUGUCUUACCUAGCCUGUGCUUCUCAGUUGCGCCUCCAAUGACAAAAUAAGGUCUUCUAUUCGGCAACCUACUUUGUUUUUGAACUUUAAAGACCUGCUAUUUACAUCCGCUUCCAAAGGAAAAAUAUUUAAAGGUUUGUUCUGUUGGUAGAAGUCAUUACCAUUUUAAUCACCCCCAGAUACAUAUCACGGCUAUACCUCUUCCUGGCCUAGUUUUGCAGUUUAGCAAAGGUUAUCUGUGGGAAACAAAAUGAUCAAAACACACACGCACACACACGCACACAUGCGCACACGUGUCUGCCUUCGGGACUUUGGCAAGAACCCUCAUAUGUUGAGUGUGGUGGUGUACACCUUUAAUCCCAGCACAAGGAAGGCACUUGAAGCUAGCCUGGUCUACACAGUGAGUUCCAGACCAGUCAGGGCUACAUAAUAAAUCCGUGUCUCAAGAAAAACAGCUCUCAUGUAUUGAUGGCUCGGUAAUUCACCCUGAAAACCUUUUCAUUGGAAUGGUUCAUGCAUUGCUCUGGUGCUCUGCCUGGGGCAGACCAGGAAACCUAAGAGCUGGCACCCAUGGAGUUGUGUGUAGUGUUCCAAGGGCACCUGUUGUCCAGUUAUUUUUUGUGGCUUCUGCCCAGUUCCUUAAAAGGAUCCACUCACCUAUGCGUCUCCUCUAUAUGGCUUUCUUCUCUGCUUUUAUACACUUUUUCUUCCUCACUGUGGCUCAGCGGUGGCAACCAUUCACCAGAUUUUAUCAGCUCUUGGGAAGGUUCAAAGAAGGUAAACUCAAGAGACAUUCUGGAACUCUGCUUAGAAGGCCUGGAAUUUUUCACAUAACAUAAAACCUUUUCUUUUUUUUUAUGAUUAGCAUAAACAAGACCUCAUUUCCCGGUGACACUUUUAGAGAAACACUUUUAAAAAGACCUAUGUUCUAGGACAAAUGCUACACAAAUAGGCCAUACUCCAAAAACUUGGCCAGCUCCAACAUCCAGUUUGCUCAUGUUUUAGGACUUUCCUUUUUCUUUUUUCUUUUCUUUUCUUUUCUUUGCUUUUCUCUUCUUCUUCUUCUUCUUCUUCUUCUUCUUCUUCUUUAAAAAAAAAAAAACAGAACUGAGGCAAAGUUCUUCAGAGACUGAGAUCAUCAUGGUAUUCAAUGAGACAGUUUAGCUCAUGUCAGACCUCGGGUCCUGAGACUGCUCGUAUCCUAAUAGACAGAACUGUGAGUCUGGGCCCAAAUCAGCAGACCUCCACUUCAUCCCAUGCUUCACCCCAAGAUGCCACUAAAUGGGGUUGAUAAAAGAACCGAGUGUGGGUUAUCUUCUUACAGCACAUUGGUUGGUCUAGUGUUGCUGAAGAGGCCAUGCCCUUAGGGGAAGCCAUAAUGUAAGCAUCUGAAUCACAAGGCUUUGGAUUCUCUUUGGUCUUCUGAGCUGUAAGAGCUUCCUCUGCAGGUGAUCACUCAGGCUGCUAGGAACUACCAGCCUUCUAGACCUUGUGGGUUGUUGUGCUUGGUCUAAGCAUGAACACACAUACAUCAACACCGCUUGAUUAAAAACAACCCUCAUUUGACCCCUGUCACACUCUAGAAAGAACGGAGACCCCACUCUUACAGCUUUAUUUAAGUAGGAGGAGAGUCAUGGCAAGCAGUGAACCACAGGACCAUGACAGACGGCUCUUCCAGUGGUGGAGACGUGAGGCUUUGUGAGCCAGGAUCUGGACUCGUGGCCAUUCUCCCCAUGGCACUGUUCCUGUUCUGGGUCACCUAGGUAGGAGGGAAGCAAGGAGGAUCUGGUGUCAGCAGGGUCACUAGGUCAGACCUCCAGGCCUGACUCACAACCCCAAAGAGAUAUCCUUGCUGUCAGGGGAAAAAAAAAAGUGUGCCUGGAGCCAGGCCCAGUGCAGCCCAUCAGAGGCCUUCCAGUGUGUUCUGGUCUGGGAACGGCCUAGAGACAUGGCACAUUCAGGGUCCUUCAGAUUGCACAAGCUGUCUGUUCUUGCGUCCAGAUUUUCUCCUCAGCUUACAAUGGGUCCCUGGCUGGCUUUGGCCUUUCGGGUCCAUCAGUAUUUUGAAACAGUGAAAUCAGAACUCAGAAACAUAAAUUAUUCCCUUCCAUUUCUAGGCCCUUUCUGUCCUGAUGAGCGAACAGUUUUCAUAAACAUCCAAAUGGACAUUGUCAUUCCCCUUUAAAAACAAAAACGCAAACAACAACAAUAAAAACUAGUGCUCCUGAAAACACACAAAGCACAAAGCCAAUUAUCCUAUUAUGCCAAAAAGAUCAGUCUACCUAGAGACAUUUCAUUCUUCAUCCAUUGCUAUAAUUUUCUAAAGAGACAACAUCAAAGUACCGUUUAGAGUUUUCCCUCUUAUCAGCACUUAAGAACUGCUUAAAUAUUUCCCAGCCCUGUGAGCUAUGGUCCCUUAAACGGGUCUCCACCCCAUGGCCCAGGUGAGUGACUGAUACCAAGGCACUAUGUGCUAUCGUCCACCAGAUAACCUUGUUUUUCACUUAAGAAUUGGUCCUCAAGAGACCCAACUGCCAAAAGCACUAGUUCACUUAAACCAAGCUCAGAACAAGGCUAACCAGUCUCCCUGUCACAAACUCUUCCCCACGACGCACAGAUAACACCCUUAAUGCCUGGAAGUAUUGAUAGUGUUCAGUUUUAUUAUUUGGCGUUUGAUUAGAUUUGACUGUGUAGACCAAUGUUGUUAUUGCUGUGGAUCAAGUAACAGAGACAGGGAGAAAGAACGAAACAAACUCGUUGGAUGCAACGGUGAGUUUGUAAAAGUGGAGAGAUUUAUUUUCCACAGAUAGAGAAGCGCCCUCUGCAACGUUGCUGACAUAGAGCACUUUGGGGGAAACAAAAGUGGAAAUGUGUUUUCCAUAAAUCACACAGGCCCUUGUACAUUGUUAUAUAUGCUCACGUAGAGGAACGGGCUACGUAUAUCAUCCUGGAUAUGGGGCCGGUUUGACUGUAGAGGCACAUGUGGUGCUUAUUGUCGUAAAUCUUUUAAGGAAUUAGGUACACUUUUUUUUUCUAUUAAUAUGUAUAGUUUUGCGAUUUGUCACAGUUAUGUUUCAUAUAAUCGUAAGUUAUUUUGUCUUGUUUCAUGAAGUCCUUUUUUAUGUCAAAAGUAAAAUGAAGGGAUUGUGUACUUGGCACAGAAUAAAACUGGAAAUAGAGGGUGCCCCUCCGGCCUGAAGCACUCCUUCAGCGCGUCACUUUGAAACACAACGGCAUCCAGUGUUGUUUGUUUGUUUGUUUUAUUGUUCUGUUUUGUUCUGUCACCAGCCCCCUCUGUAUUGGGGAUGGUAAUUAUAAUUAGGAGCAGAUGGGGGUGGGGUGUCCAAGGCCAGCUUUAAAAUGCCGCAUCGCUUUGGGCCAGAACUGAAGCCUGGAUUUAAUUAUAGAUAUGAGGACGAAAUGGCAGUAAAAAUGAAUGUCUCCCCGAAUCCUUUACAUGUCGGGAGUGUCCAUAAAUAAAACAUGAAGUUUUAUUUCAUCAC